Rhopalosiphum maidis (corn leaf aphid) is the source of this 2035-nucleotide messenger RNA. RefSeq lists its product as uncharacterized. NCBI's taxonomy places the organism in Eukaryota, Metazoa, Arthropoda, Insecta, Hemiptera, Aphididae. The transcript is spliced from 2 exons. Gene Ontology annotation, molecular function: RNA binding. The coding region runs from base 89 to 2002 and encodes 637 amino acids. The record is from RefSeq and is a predicted model, not a curated record.
GCCAUUUGAAAGCGCGGCUGAAUCUCUCUGCGCACGGAAUAGCCAGUUAGUUAUAGACAAAAGACAUCAUUUUAGUUAAAGGAGAAACAUGUCUACACAAGAAGUACCAGUGACUGCAUCCACGAGUUUCUCGGAGUGUAAUAUAUCUGAGCCUACACCUAAACAAUCCCAGCAGACUUAUCAACAAGCAAUCAAUGAGGUAAAAUUACUAAAAGUAUUAACCGACGAGGAAAUAACAGGACUGCCUAUAAAUCGUAUUGCUGAGUCGUGGACUGAUUGGGAACAAAAUCAACCAAAAGCCGAGGCGUUAAGUGAACUUUUUCAUUGUUUACCGUCGUGGUUACAUGAAAUAAAUGACAAACAGGAAUUCUACCCUAAUGAUAUUCUAUCUUAUAUAGCCGCACAAAGCUCAAAAAAUAUGGGUAGAGAUAUAGAUAUAUUGGUUAUGUUAGGUAUUGAGAAGGGAAAUAAUUUAGAAAAAAUCACUAAAAUAUUAUCACCAAAAUUUAAAUACGAAUUUAUAAGACUUAAAACUACAUAUAAGUUGGUCUCAAAAGCUAAAACUUCGAAAUCGGCCAUGACUUUAUCCAGAAUUUGUGAGAGCGUCCCACUAAAAACAUGCGGGUAUCUUAAAAAUCAUGCUAAAAACCCUGUUGUAUCUUUUGAACUGAUGGAAUUUAUCUGUAAGAACUAUCCUAAAGUGAUGAUGACGUCUGCUUUUGCUUAUCUCAUACCAAACAAAGAGGAAGAAUUUUGUCAAUUUUUAAAAAAGGCACACUGUCUUCAUCAAUAUGAGUUUUUCGCCAGAAUUUCCAGUCAGAGAUAUCCGAUUUCCUCUCAUGAUACCAAAGAUGAAUUAAUAUCUAAGGUUUACGCGAAAACUCAAGCAGCUAUCAAUAGGUCACAUAUGAAAUACGAUGUUCAAAUUAAGUUUUUAAAAGAAAACGAUUUAAUUGUGCAAGGUGAAAACGAAAUAACUGUUACCGAAGGAGUUCUAGAAGCAAAAAAUUUGUGGGACGAAAUAGUAAGACAACAUGAAAUAAAUCAAAUUAAUGAUGUAGACAAAUUUGGUUAUCUUAGUCUUCAACUAUUCAAAUCCAAGACUUGUCAAGAAUCAAUAGGUGAGGUAAGAUUAUUAACUGACGAGAAAAAUACAGAACUGGCUGAUAAAAUAUGGGUCGAAUUGGAAAAAAAUCAACCCGAAGCCGAGGAGUUCAAUGAACGUGAUCGUUAUGUACCAUCGUGGUUACAGCAAACAAAUUACGAACGGGAAUUCGACCCUAAAGUUAUUCUAUUUUAUUUAGCCGCAUCAUGUUCGAUUAAAAAUGAAAUAAAUAGAAUUAUAUGUAUGUUGGUUAAGUUAGGCAUUGAGAAUGGAAACAAUUUGGAAAAUAUCGCUGAUAAAUUAUCACUAAAAUCUAAACGUGAGUUUAUAAGACUUAAAACUACAUAUAAUUUGGUCUCAAAUGCUAAAAAUUCAAAAUCUGCCGUGACUUUAUCCAGAAUUUGUGAGAGCGUCCCAUUAAUAACAUGCUGGUAUCUUAAAAAUGAAGCUGAAAAUCCUAUUGUAUCUUUUAAAUUGAUGGAAACCGUCUGUAAGAAUUUUCCUAGAGUGAUGAUGACGUCUGCUUUUGCCUAUCUUAUACCAAACAAAGAGGAUGCAUUUUGCCUAUUUUUAAAAAAUGCACACUUGCUUUAUCAAUACCACUUUUUUGCUACAAUUUUGCAUCAGCGUCAUAUGAGUUCCUCUUAUGAUAAGGAAGAUAAAUUCAUAUCUAAGAUUUACGGGAAAACUCAAGCAGCUAUCAAUGGGUCACAUAUAAAAUACGAUAUUCAAAUGCAGUUUUUAAAAGAAAAUAAUUUAAUUGUGGAAGGUGAAAAUGAAAUAACUGUUACCGAAGGAGUACUAGCAGCAAACAAAUUGUGGGAUGAAAAAGUAAGAAAACAUAAAAUAAAUCAAAUGUAUUGUACAUUUGCAUAUGAAUUUGGUUCUUUUUUAUAAUUUUAUAGUAUACAGGAAUAUAGUUUUCAAUUU